GCUUAAUGAUUCUUCCAAAUCGACGGCCGAAAAGACACGCUUUAAAAUUCUAAGAUUACGUGGCAAACUUUGAACCGUUAAGAUGUUUGAUGACUCGGAAGCUCUCUCACGUCACAUAUCCGUAGUUAAAGAACGAAUCGGACCGAGCGAACUCCGGCGGCGGAUUGCAUUUCCGGCAAGAUCUGGCGGGGAUAAUAUGGCGGAUGAGAGGUAUAACCGGAAGAAUCCGGCGGUGAAGAGGAUUUUGCAGGAGGUUAAGGAGAUGCAAGCAAAUCCCUCUGAUGAUUUUAUGUCUCUUCCUCUUGAGGAGAAUAUCUUUGAGUGGCAAUUCGCCAUCCGAGGUCCAGGUGAUACUGAAUUUGAGGGCGGGAUUUAUCAUGGGAGAAUUCAGCUGCCUGCAGAUUACCCUUUCAAACCCCCUUCAUUCAUGUUAUUGACCCCUAAUGGUCGCUUUGAAACCAAUACCAAGAUUUGCUUGAGCAUUUCAAAUUACCACCCCGAGCAUUGGCAACCUUCAUGGAGUGUUCGGACUGCUUUGGUGGCUCUGAUUGCAUUCAUGCCCACAAGUCCCAAUGGAGCACUAGGCUCAGUAGAUUAUCCAAAGGAGGAGAGACGUACACUAGCCAUUAAAUCUCGUGAGACACCACCCAAGUAUGGCUCUCCUGAACGGCAAAAAAUUAUUGAUGAGAUUCAUCACUACAUCCUUAGCAAAGCAACAUUGGUUCCAAAACCUCUUCCUCUGGAAUGUAACCAAACAUCUUCCACCAUCUCAGAGGCUCACUCCCAAGCUGAGCCACAGGAAUCCAUAACAGUAGUGGAGGAGCAGUCCAUCUCUACAACAGAAACCAUAGUUGAUGAUCAAAUCAUAGAAGAGACAGCUGAAGCAGUCAAUACAGCAGCUAAUGUGGUUCCCGCUGCAGCAGCGUUAACAGCAGUUGAAGUUGCAGCCAAAGCUUCUGUUAGUGGUGAGCAAACGAUGGCCAGAAGAGCGGCUCAGAAGCCAGUUGAUGACAGACUGUUUACGUGGGCGGCGGUUGGGCUCACAAUCGCAAUUGUGGUUCUUCUCCUGAAGAAGUUCAUAAGAUCAAGUGGUUAUGGUGCUGGGUUUAUGGAUCAGUCUUGAACUCUGAUGAACAUACGUCGAUCCAAACCAAACCAGACGGUAAAAGUCAAAGUUGAUCGAUGAAGGAAAGUCAACACUGCUAUUGGGAAAUGGGUUUGUGUUGUUUAAUAUUUAUAAAUAUGAUUAAAGUGC
Molecule: messenger RNA, 1255 nt
Organism: Arabidopsis arenosa
Lineage: Eukaryota; Viridiplantae; Streptophyta; Magnoliopsida; Brassicales; Brassicaceae
Source: the annotation of a GenBank genome assembly